Messenger RNA from Moneuplotes crassus, 2146 nucleotides. Lineage: Eukaryota; Ciliophora; Spirotrichea; Euplotida; Euplotidae. The record is from the annotation of a GenBank genome assembly.
GGACUAUGAACACCAUUGCAAGGAAGCCAAUGAGUCAAUGGAGGAACCCCAAAAUAUUAUUUCCAUUUGUGAAGAACAUAAAGUUCUUUAAAGAACAAAACCUUGACCAGAGCGACUUAAAAACAAUUUGAGAGCGACUAGAGGUUGUCCAGAUGAGUGCAGGGAAAGAUGUCUUCAAGUACGGUUAUCAUGGAGACAAGUUCUACAUUAUUCUUGAAGGGGAAGUAUCUGUCCUCAUCCCUAACAAGAAAUAAGAACACACCUAGCAACUCAAAAAUUUCUGGUGCAAGUAUUCACACCAAAGUUUUAAUGAAAAGACACAGAGCACUUAGCAAGGCUGAAGACUUGAACAGCAGCAAGGCAUCAGAGAGGUGGUACAAAAGAGACAGGACUGAGAGUAAUGCUGAUAGCCACACUUCAAAUCAGAAUAUCUCCAUAAAGAAAUCAAAUAACAGAAAUCAUACCAGAGAAGGAUUUAAUUGUGACACUAUUGUUGAAAAAGACAAGGAUAGCAAUAGAGAAAUGAAAUAUAACCAAGUUGCUGUACUCAAAUCAGGAGAUAGCUUUGGAGAAUUAGCCUUAAUUAGUCUAAAGCCACGAGCAGCAACAAUCAGAUGCUUAACUGCAUGCAAAUUUGCUGUUUUAUCCAAAUAAAUAUUUUAUCAUCAAAGAAGACAAGAUUAGUGAAAAAGUUGAAUAUCUAAGACAAAUUCCAUUCUUUAAGGAUGCUACCAAGACAAAGUUAUCGAAGUUCAGCUAUUUCUUCGAAGAAAAAUAAGUUCAAGAGAGGCCAGAUAAUUUACAAAGAAGGAGAGGAGUCCAAAUUCGUCUACAUAGUCAAGGAAGGAGAGUUUGAUUUUUACAAAAGGAUGCCUCCUGAUUGAAAUAUAAAGAUAGACUACACGGAAUACCUAUCUCAAUAUCCACAGAAUGAGUAUAAGGAGAAAGGCAAUGGUAUACUUGGAGAAAAUGCAAGCCUUACUCAAUGACAUAUAUCUUUGCUCGGAAAGGGAAAAAUAUUUGGUGAAGAUGAUGCCCUAAUUUACGAACAAUACACCAAAUCAUGAAUCUGUAAAUCUACAGAAGGAGUUCUCUUCUACGCAUAUGCAGGUGAAUUUAUCAGCCAGUUAAAGAAUUUCUCUGAUUAUUGAUAUGAAAAAAUGGUGGAAGAUGCCUAUUCCAAAAACAUAAAGAUAGAUACAAAGAUCCAGAAGAAAGCUAUGCUAACUGACCAAAAGAACUUACAUUCCACUCUUGAGCUCUGCUUAAAGAUGAGGUAUAAAAGAAGGAAGAAGAAAAUUAUCAAAAAUAAUUAUUCACAAGACAUUGAGCAAGAAUCAGCAGAUAUCCUAGACAUGUGACCAAAGCCAACACUUCAGAAAAAGAGAAACCGGAAGGUUAUGAUGAAGGAGCCCUCAAGAGCCACUAGAAAUUUUAAGCAAACCAUUGUUAGCACAGGAGCCUCAAAGGAAAAUAAAUCACUUUGUGAAGUUUCCAACUUUAGCGAUAGUAAAUAUGUCAGCUUUUAUAACUCUAAAUAAGUUGGAGCCAAAGAAAGUGAUUCGGAGAGUCACUGCCGUCAAUCCCAAUUUAGUGACCCUUUCUUUAAAGGCCAACCCUGAUAUCAGUGUCACUUCACAGAGUAGACUUUCUGGGUCUCAAACAACAUCAAAUUUCAAGAAAAAGAGGCCCAGUACUGCGAACAAAACAUCAAAAUUCCGAAUGGUUGAGGGGAUCACGAAUUCUAUCGCAACUCCUCAGAAAAAGAAAAGCCUCUUACGCCAAGAUGAAGAACUAAAAAGUAAUGAGAAUCCUAAACAUUCAAAGAGUUAUUGAACAGAUUCAACUAAUCCAAUCCAGAGAUCUCUUCUUUUCAGAGCUCAGCAGUCUAAUUUUAGUAGUUUAUAUCUCACUCAGGAUCAUUUAAAAUAAGAGGGCACUGAAUAGGGUUGUCCAUCAUUCACAGAAUGAAAUAAAACAGGAUAUGUUACAAAAUAACUACAUAAAUGUUCCUAAACUUUUGAAAAAAACUCCUUUCGAUAGAAUCCUCAAGACUCGUUCUAAGCGGUCGAGAAUAAUGCCCAUUGCGUCCACGAUACAGCCGAGGUCUGGCAGAUUAGGAUGCACUCUUAAUUCUAAAUAUUAA